Messenger RNA from Microtus oregoni (creeping vole), 3519 nucleotides. It is a transcript of the gene Trpc1, whose product is annotated as transient receptor potential cation channel subfamily C member 1. The record is from RefSeq and is a predicted model, not a curated record. Gene Ontology annotation, biological process: calcium ion transmembrane transport; manganese ion transport; regulation of cytosolic calcium ion concentration. Gene Ontology annotation, molecular function: inositol 1,4,5 trisphosphate binding; store-operated calcium channel activity; protein binding. Gene Ontology annotation, cellular component: membrane; cation channel complex. The transcript is spliced from 13 exons. The coding region runs from base 465 to 2894 and encodes 809 amino acids. NCBI's taxonomy places the organism in Eukaryota, Metazoa, Chordata, Mammalia, Rodentia, Cricetidae.
CUGAGGGUGACGUGAGGAGGAGAGAGCGGUGAGCCUCUGCCUCCCGCGGGUGCAGCCGGGCCAACGGUCCCCACAGCCCCGGAGCCUGACGUGCGGCGAAGCGCAGCGCCGAGCUCCUCGGCCGGCGGCCCCCUCACUCCCUCCCAGGCCGGGCCGCCCCCUGCGCGGCCCCCGCGGCUCCUGGCACGGCCCCGCGCACCGCUGCCGCCCUGGCGCGCUCCACUCUGUCGUCCCCGGACGGGCGCGGACCAGCUCGACCGGGGCGUCGGCGGCUGGGCAGAGGGCGCUGGCCCCGGGGUCGCGCCGGUGCGGCCACCAACCUGGGGCUGUCCGUGGAGGGCGAGUGCUGGUUCCGGGGCGAGGCGACGCCCUUCGGGGUCAACGGGCCGCAGGCAGAUGUGGCCCUGGGAACGACUCACCCGUUUUCCAGCUCUGGGGCGGGGCUGGGGUCGGGGUCGGCGCCCAUGGGGGCCCAACCUCCGUCUCCUGGCCUACCCCCGUCGUGGGCCGCGAUGAUGGCGGCCCUGUACCCGAGCACGGACCUCUCGGGAGUCUCCUCCUCCUCCCUGCCUUCCUCCCCAUCCUCCUCGUCGCCCAACGAAGUGAUGGCGCUGAAGGAUGUGCGGGAGGUGAAGGAGGAGAACACCCUGAAUGAGAAGCUUUUCUUGCUGGCGUGCGACAAGGGUGACUAUUAUAUGGUUAAAAAGAUUUUGGAGGAAAACAGUUCAGGUGACUUGAACAUAAAUUGCGUAGAUGUGCUUGGGAGAAAUGCUGUUACCAUAACUAUUGAAAACGAAAGCUUGGAUAUACUGCAGCUGCUUUUGGACUACGGUUGUCAGUCCGCAGAUGCACUUUUGGUGGCCAUCGACUCUGAAGUAGUGGGAGCUGUCGAUAUACUACUUAAUCAUCGACCAAAACGAUCACCAAGACCAACUAUAGUAAAACUUAUGGAACGAAUUCAGAAUCCUGAAUAUUCAACAACGAUGGAUGUUGCCCCUGUCAUUUUAGCUGCUCAUCGUAACAACUAUGAAAUCCUUACCAUGCUUUUAAAACAGGACGUGUCUUUGCCCAAGCCCCAUGCAGUUGGCUGUGAAUGCACGCUGUGUUCUGCAAAAAACAAAAAGGACAGCCUCAGACAUUCCAGGUUUCGUCUUGAUAUCUAUAGAUGUCUAGCCAGCCCAGCUCUAAUAAUGUUAACAGAGGAGGAUCCAAUCCUGAGAGCAUUUGAACUUAGUGCUGACUUAAAAGAACUCAGCCUUGUGGAGGUGGAAUUCAGGAAUGAUUAUGAAGAGCUAGCCCGUCAGUGCAAAAUGUUUGCUAAAGAUUUGCUUGCACAAGCCCGGAAUUCACGUGAACUGGAAGUUAUACUAAACCAUACAUCUAGUGAUGAGCCUCUUGACAAACGGGGACUACUAGAAGAAAGAAUGAAUUUAAGUCGUCUAAAACUUGCUAUCAAAUAUAACCAAAAGGAGUUUGUCUCCCAGUCAAAUUGCCAGCAGUUCCUGAACACCGUUUGGUUUGGACAGAUGUCAGGUUACCGCCGUAAGCCCACCUGUAAGAAGAUAAUGACUGUUUUGACAGUUGGCAUCUUCUGGCCAGUUUUGUCUCUAUGUUAUUUGAUAGCUCCCAAAUCUCAAUUUGGCAGAAUCAUUCACACACCUUUUAUGAAAUUUAUUAUUCAUGGAGCAUCAUAUUUCACAUUCUUGCUGUUACUAAAUCUGUACUCACUAGUCUACAAUGAAGACAAGAAAAAUACAAUGGGCCCAGCCCUUGAGAGAAUAGACUACCUUCUCAUACUAUGGAUUAUUGGGAUGAUCUGGUCGGACAUUAAGAGACUCUGGUAUGAAGGGCUGGAAGACUUUUUAGAAGAGUCGCGUAAUCAGCUCAGCUUUGUCAUGAAUUCCCUCUACUUGGCAACCUUUGCCCUCAAAGUGGUGGCUCACAACAAGUUUCAUGACUUUGCUGACCGGAAGGACUGGGAUGCAUUCCACCCUACACUUGUAGCAGAAGGGCUUUUUGCAUUUGCAAACGUUUUGAGUUACCUUCGGCUCUUUUUUAUGUAUACAACAAGCUCGAUUUUGGGUCCACUGCAGAUUUCGAUGGGACAGAUGUUACAAGAUUUUGGGAAAUUUCUGGGGAUGUUCCUUCUUGUUCUGUUUUCCUUCACAAUUGGACUGACACAACUCUAUGACAAGGGAUACACUUCCAAAGAGCAGAAGGACUGUGUCGGCAUCUUCUGUGAACAACAGAGCAACGACACCUUUCACUCGUUCAUUGGCACCUGCUUUGCUUUGUUCUGGUACAUUUUCUCCUUAGCACAUGUGGCCAUCUUUGUCACAAGGUUUAGCUAUGGAGAAGAACUGCAGUCUUUUGUUGGAGCUGUGAUUGUUGGAACUUACAAUGUCGUGGUUGUGAUCGUGCUUACGAAGCUGCUGGUAGCCAUGCUUCAUAAGAGCUUUCAGUUGAUAGCAAAUCAUGAGGAUAAAGAAUGGAAGUUUGCUCGAGCAAAGCUAUGGCUUAGCUACUUUGAUGACAAAUGUACACUGCCCCCACCUUUCAACAUUAUUCCUUCACCAAAGACUAUCUGCUAUAUGAUCAGUAGCCUCAGUAAGUGGGUUUGCUCUCACACAUCGAAAGGCAAGGUCAAGCGGCAAAACAGUUUAAAGGAGUGGAGAAACUUGAAGCAAAAGAGAGACGAGAACUACCAGAAAGUGAUGUGCUGCCUAGUGCAUCGUUACCUGACAUCUAUGCGACAGAAGAUGCAGAGCACAGACCAGGCCACUGUGGAGAAUCUCAAUGAACUGCGCCAAGAUCUGUCAAAAUUCCGAAAUGAAAUAAGGGAUUUGCUUGGCUUUCGGACUUCUAAAUAUGCUAUGUUUUAUCCAAGAAAUUAAUCAUUUUCUAAUAACAAAUCUGAAAGACUGUAUUUGCAUACCUUACAACUAAACUAAUAAGAUAUAUAUGGACCUAAACAAUUACACAAAAGCCAUUCUUUAAAUAUUUAUAGCAUAAAUAUAUGUCAUGUAAAAUAUGUAUAUAGUUAGUUUUUUAAAACCUGUCUAUGGCUUUUUGUAGAAGCAAAACACAAUAAGUAAAUGGUUUUGUUAGCAUGCUAUUGGAUUUUCUUAGUUUGUCAGUGCUUAAAAUUUGUAAUGUUUGAGGGGCAGCUAUCAGUGUACAUAUUGCCCACUCCCUUUUAUAAAAUGAAUAUCAGCAAAUGCAGCUACCUUAAGAGACACUUGAAAUGUAGAGUUCACAAUGUUGAAAAUCUCCUGUUUUAGGAAUUCACACAGUAUUUAUUGUUUAAGAGUAUAGUUUUGUCUAAAAUACCACAUUUUUUUCUUUCGCUAUAAUCUUAAGCAACAAAGAAAAGUCUCUAAUGAAUAUCUGAAUUUAAGUCAGGCAUGGUGGCACACACCUUUAAUCCCAGCACUCAGGAGGCAGAAACAGGCAGAUCUUGGAGUUCAAGGCCAGCUUGGUCUACAGAGUAAGUUCUGGGACAACUGGGACUAUACAGAA